AUGUUUUUUGUUCUUCUUUCGCUUAUCCUUUCAUUACAAGAGGGCCAAAAUGUUGAAUAUGCUGAUUUUGGCAAUGAACAUAAUAAUAGUGGAGAAGUAAAAGAAGAUCAUUUCGAUUAUUUAGCACUUGAAAAUCAAAUGCAGAAUUUUUCAUUAAAAUUUGAUAAGAAUCAAAAAGCUCAAAAUGAAGGAGCUGAUACACUUCAAAAUAAGCCUAUUGAUUUCGAAAAUAAGCCAAAACACCAUCAUAGAGAACGAGGAGAGCAUAGAGUAAUAGGAUCUUCAUCAAGAAGACAACAGCAUCGUCAUUCUCGUUAUACAAAAGAAGAUAUUGAUUACGAAAAAGCACUACGCGACCAAUCAGAUCGAAUUUUCCAAACAAAUGGAAAGGUUAACAAAAACAAACAUGGAAAUCGACAAGAUAUGAGAAGAAAUGAUAAAUAUGACGAUGAAUUCAAUAAAAAUGAUUUAAUUAAAGAAAAAAUAAAAGAACCUCUUCAAGAAGAACAAGAAUUACCAGCCAUUAAUGAAUCAAUAGCUAACGAAACUGAUACUCUUAAUCAAUCAAGUUCAUUUACAAAACCUAAUAAAAAUGAAAAUCAAAAUCAAGAAAUAAAUGUAUCAAAUAUUACAGAUCUUAAUGUAAACGACGAUGUACAAGUCAAUUUUACUAACAAUGAAGAAAAUUUGACAAAUUCAGAUUCAAUUGAAGAAAUUGUUCAGAUUGAAAACGAAACCAUUUUAGAAACAGCUAAUGUAUCUGUAGAAAAUGCUACAAUUCAAUCAAAUAAUAAUAUUUUGAAUGAAAAUAAUAUUUCAAAUUCAGAAGUCGAAAAUUUGCAAAAAGAAGACAAUGAUUCAGCAAAUAUUAGUCAAAAUAAUGAAACUAUUGAUCAAAGAAUUGAAGAAAGCGAUCAAAUUGAAAAUGAAGAAAUAAAUCAACAAAAAGAAGUUCAAAAUGAGAAAAGAAAUGAAAAAGAAGGCAAUCCUGAUGAUUUCUAUUCCAAUCAAGAUGAUGAAGACCAAAUGCACAGAAGAGGAAAAGGAAAAAGAAGAAACAACUUAUACAGACAUCACAAAAGAGGUUACAAUGACUACAAUCACAGGAGAUCAAAUAAAAGAUCAAGACAUGAUGACUACUAUUACAGAUCCAGACGAGAUGAAUACCAAAAAGACCAAAAUGAAUUUCAAAAUGAAAAUCAAUUGAAUUCAAAAGAAAAUAAACAAAAUGAACUUCCUUCUGUCACUUUUUCUGAUGAAAAUGAAAGUCAAAAGGAAAUUGAAAUAAACGAAAGUAUUGAAAUAGAUAUCAAACAAAACAAGGAAAUCUUAGAAAAUGAAACAGAAAUUCAAAAUCAAAAUGAUUUGAAUGAAACAAAAGUCAAUGAAACUGAAACUUUCAAAGAAAAUGAGGGAAAACAAAAUAAAGAAAUCAAUGAAAGUAAAGAAUCCCAAAUUGAUGAAUUAGAAGAUGAUGAAAUCAAAGAAAAUAAUGAAAAUCAAACUGAGAAUAUUGAAGAAAAAGAAAAAGAUUUAGAAGGAAAUAAAGAAAAAGUAAAUGUUUCAGAAAAUGAAACAGAUUUAAUUGAAGAUAAUUUAGAAAAUGAAAAGGAUUUAGAACAGCAAACUGAGAAAAAUGAAAAAGAAAGAAUAAAUAAAGAGGAAGAAAUCGAAUUCAUUGAUGAUUUAGAUGUUGAUUACAAAAGAAAAAUCAAUAAAACAAAAUUAAAACAUCAAAAUCAAAGAUUAAAUGAAAAAAUCAAACGAAUCAAAGAAGUUUCCGAAGAAGAAAAUGAAACUAAACAUCAAAAUGAAGAAAUUUCUCAUAAAGAAGAUGAAAAGAAAGUUGAUGAAGAAAUCAAGCAAAAGAAUGCAACAAAGAUUGAAGAGAAAAACAUCAAAAUUGAUGAAGAAGUCAAUAAAUCUAAAGAAAUAGAAAAAGAAAAUGAUCAAAUUAUUGAAGAAUUCGAAGAAGAAAAACCAAAGAAAGAAAUGAAAAUUGAAGAAGAAAAUAAACAACAUCUAAAUGAAAAAGAAGAAAUAGAAAAAUUAACACAAAACAAUGAGAAACAAAAACAAAAAAUGGAACAUCCAAAAGAAGAUGAUGAAAUUGACCAAGAUGAAGAAAUCAACAACAAACAAAAUGAAGAUGAAUUAGAUAAUCAAAACAUCACCAAAAAUAAUGAAAUUGAUAACGAAAAAGAAGAGAAACAAAUACCUGAAAAAGACAACAAACAAGAAGAUGAAUUUGAUGAAGAAAAUAUCAAAGAAAAUGAUGAAAAACAAAACAAACAAAAACAAAAUGAAGAUGACUUUGAUGUUGAAAAAGACAACAAACAACACAAUGAACAUGAAGAUGAAAAAGAAGAAAUUGAUGAAGAGGAACAAAAGAAUCCCAGAAACAAUGAAGAUCAAUUAGAAAUUGAAGAUUUUGAAGAAGACAAACACAAACGUAAAAAUAGUAAAUUUAAUAAUGAACACGAGUUUGAAUUAGAAGAUAUUGAUGAGAAGAAACAAAAGAAUUAUAAUUAUAACAAAGAAUUCAAUGAUGAAGAUCAAUUCGAAGAAGAAGAUUUCUACAACGAAAAACAUAACAAACACAAAAACAAUAAAUAUAAUAAUAAACAUGAAGAUGAAAUAGAUGAUUUUAGUGAAAAGAAACAAAAGAAUCAUAGAAACAAUAAAUACAAAGAAUUUAUUAAUGAUGAAGAAUUCGAAGUAGAAAAACAAAAGAAGCACAAAAACAAUAAAUAUAAUGAUGAUGAAGAUUUUGAUAAAGAAAAGAAAAGUAAACACAAUAAAUAUAGUGAAGAAGAUCAAUUUGAAAUAGAAGAUUUCGAAGAAGAAAAACAAAAGAACCAUAGAAACAACAAGUACAAAGGAUUUAAUUAUGAAGAAGAAAAACAGAACAAACAUAAGAAUAAUAAAUAUAAUGAAGAAUAUCAAAUAGAAGAUUUCGAUAACGAAAAACAUAAGAAUAAUAAAUAUAAUGAUGAAUUUGAAGAUUUUGAAGAAGAGAAGAGAAACAACAAAAGGUAUGAAGAUGAUCAUUAUUAUGGAAGUAGAUAUGAUGAAUUUGAUGAGCAAGAGCCAAGAACAUCAAGAAAACAGAGAAGAGGCAGAAGAAACAAUUACUAUGACGAAAUAAAUGAAUUAGAAAGAAGAAACAAAAGAAAGAAGUCACAAAACAAUUACAAAUCAAAUAAAAAAGUUCAGAAAUAUAUUGAUGAAUUCGAUCAACAGUUUUCUGAUGCCAGAAGAAGCAACAAUCAUGAAUUUAAUGAUUUCCCAGACAAAAACAAAUUCAACAACAAAAAUUCAACUUCUGGAAAAGAAAUUAAAAAUAAUUUCAUGUCAGAACAAACAAGUACAGACAGUUUUACAGAGGAAAAUGAUAAGAAGUUGAAGAAGAUCUAUGAUGAAAUCAAUAAUAAGUUCGGAAAUGAUAAUAUUGGUGAAUCUGAAGGAAUUUCCGAAAAUUCAACUGAAAAAAUAGAAAAUCAAGAAAAAGAAGAACAGAAAUCAAAUGUAGAUGAGAGUAAAGGCAUAAAAGAAGAGAAAUCUGAAGAAAAUGAACUGGAAAAAACAAAAAUUGAAAAUAAUAUCUCUCAAAAUCAACAAAAUGAAGAAAAAGAAAACAAGAAUGAUUCAAAUGAUGUAAAUAUUGACCAUAAACCAGAAAAUAACUCUAAUAAAGAACAAAUAAAUGAGAUAUUAAAAGAAGUGGACGAAGACAUCAAAAAGAUGGAAGAACGUCAUGGCAGGAAUCCAGACAUUCCAUUUAUUAGUUACGAUGAUGACGAUGACGAAAUUCAAAUUGCUCCAAGGCGAAGAAUGAAGAUUUGCAAGCAGAAAUGCCACAUAUUUGCACAAUGCGUAUCAGGAGAAUGCAUUUGCAGACAUGGUUAUGCAGGAGAUGGCGUAAAACUUUGUACAGAUGAAACAUUAGAAAUAGAAUCCAUAAAUCCGAACUUUUCUUACCUAAAUGAAUCAGUAGAAGUCGAAAUUAAGCUCAUCAACGAGAUAAAAAUCAUGAAUUCUACUUAUGUUCGGUUUGGAGGACAAAUUUGUUUCCCAAAGUUCGCCCAAGGGCAUAAAAUCAUCGUAGACUCGCCUAAAUCCAAGAAGGUACAGAUUGUUAACGUAUCUGUUUCUUAUGAUAUGAAGAUUUGGUCAAAGAAAUCUCAGGAAUUCCAGUACAAACCAAAUAUAUUCAAAGUUAUGUAUAAAUACAAGAUAUUUGUAUUCCAAGUACUCAUUUUAGCUGCUUUAGGUGUUAUUAUUUUGGUUAAAAAGAAAAUGGGCAAAUCUAAAGGUCAAGCAAAGUCUAUUGUUCCUCUUCUUUCUGGAAGAGAUCAGAUUGAUGAGGGAAACAACAUUGAUUUCGAGAACGAACCUUUAAAGCCGAAGAAAAGAUCUCUUUAUGAAUAA
Molecule: messenger RNA, 4431 nt
Organism: Trichomonas vaginalis G3
Lineage: Eukaryota; Parabasalia; Trichomonadida; Trichomonadidae
Product: immunoglobulins domain-containing protein
Exons: 1
Coding region: 1-4431 (1476 amino acids)
Source: RefSeq, a predicted model, not a curated record